Molecule: messenger RNA, 2142 nt
Organism: Schistosoma spindalis
Lineage: Eukaryota; Metazoa; Platyhelminthes; Trematoda; Strigeidida; Schistosomatidae
Source: the annotation of a GenBank genome assembly
AUGGGCAAUAAUAUUUCUGACCCCUCUAUUCACUUAGUAAAAAGUGAUUGCUUGAGAGGCGGAUUUACGAUCUGUAAAAAUGAUAAUUUCGAGGUUUCAUUCCACCAUACCGUUCAAACUUCAUAUAACAAAUUUCGUAUUAUCAAGUACCUUAGGACACAUACGACAACUAAUAGGAACGAUGAUUCUCAAAGUGAUAUGAAAAUUAGUACGUGUACAAACCUGCUUGCGUGUGAUGAUCUACUUAGCUCAUCGAUACCUGUUAGGCUGCGUCAUCCGUCCAUUCUUCGUGUCCACAAGGCUUGUUCUGAUGCACUUGAUAGUUUGUACCUGGUGGUUGAAAACUCAGUCCCAUUUAGUGCUUUCGUUACCAAUCCCACCAUGGAUGACUUACUAGCUGGGUCCUAUAGUCUUCUUUCUGCUCUCAACUUCCUGCAUAAUACACUUGGAGUUUCGCACAAUAACGUGGAUACUACCAGCGUAUUUAUUGAUUCAAAUAUGUGUUGGAAGUUGUGCGGUUUUGAGCUCGCUCUGGAAUUUAAGAAUAUGUCUGCUGACCAUGUACGAAGAAUUGAAGCUUUGAAGGGACAACAAGACGCUAAAGCUCUAAAUUUUGAUCCGGCGUAUGCUUUCUGUUAUGAUAUAUAUUGUUUUAGCCGAAUGAUUUGUACGCUAACUGAUAUAGGCGAAGGUCCUUUCUAUAAUCUCGUGCAGGUUUUAAUUAACUCUUGCAUGCAUAGUUCACCCAAAGCACGUAUACCUUCUGACCACCUACUAGCUCACCCAUCUUUCAAAAGCCCAUAUAUAUCCACAUUGGACUUUCUAGACACAUAUGUGAGUCGUAAUGAUGAGGAGAAGGAAGUGUUCUUCAGAUCAUUUACAGAAAGUGUGUUUAACAGGAUAUCAGAAGAGUUAUUUUGUCGCAAAAUUUUACCAAAAAUGUUCGAAAACACUAUCUUUCUUGAUUAUCCGGCUCAAACCCUACUUGCGCAGAUUUUCCACGCUUUCGAAGAAAACCUUCAAGAGUCACCUAAAUCCAAAUUGAUCAUAUCUCUUCGAAAUUUUCAGAAGUUUGUCAAUCCUUUAAUUGUUCAAAAAUUUAUGGUUAAUGAGAGACAUACGCGUAUUUUAUUACUUCAGCACUUCACUGGUUAUUUAAAAACACUAACUGAUAGUGAUUUGUUAAAUGUGAUAUUACCACAAAUAUGUCGUGGAGUUUUCGAUUGUCAUAAUGCAUUAUCAGUUUCAAGUUUACAAGCGUUAGGAUGUCUUGCUAGUCGUUUAAAUGCUACUGUUGUUUUAAAUAAUUUACGUCGGAUCGAAGAAAGCCUAUAUAAAGCUGGCAGUUUAUCUAAUAAUUAUAAUCAGAAUACGAACACUGAGGGAAAUAAUAGAUUUGUUACUUAUGUAUGGCCUCGUAAUAAUCUAUUUUAUGAAGCUGCACCAAAAAUUAAUCGGACUAAUCGGGAAAUUCCUUUAUGUGAGAAGAAACAAACCCAUGUGUUAAAUGAAUCCAGUCGACCGCUAGCUCAAUUGGCCGUUUUUUCUCCAAAUUAUGAUCCAUCUAUGAAUUCCUGUUUAUUAAGCUAUACGGAUGACCUUUCCACUGAUUCUCGUCUAUCGAAUAAUGAUGUACUUAAACUGUCGAGUACUAUAACGGGAGCCAGUACUAUUACUUAUACUCUGACUACUACUACUACUAAUACUGCCAUUAAUAAUGAUAUUGAUAAUGAUAAUAAUUUUCGUCAAUCAAAUGAAGUCGAAAAAUUCCAGUGCAAUACUGAAAAUACUUUUGAUGAAGAUACUAAAUUUUCUAGUUUAGUUGAUAAACCCGUGGUACAUUAUUCAUCAUCGUCGUCAAGGGAAUUGGUUGUGAAUGGAAAAUCAUUAGUAUAUUCUGAAAACAAUUCUAAUUGUUUGAAUAACCCUGUAGAAAUUUCUAAUGACGAACGUGAAAUUGAUGCUCUCCUUACAUUGAUGGAACCUAAAAUUGUACAGAAACCUAUUCCAUUUUCUCUCAGGUAUUCAGUUAUUCCUGAUGAAAUGGAAAUAAAUCGAUUGAACGGACUAUCAUUAGAACAGUCUGCUGAUGGGGAUACUGAAACCAAUGGAUGGGAAGAUGCAUGGAAUACAGAUACAUGA